Messenger RNA from Ceratitis capitata (Mediterranean fruit fly), 3087 nucleotides. Its product is annotated as CDK5 and ABL1 enzyme substrate 1. The record is from RefSeq and is a predicted model, not a curated record. Lineage: Eukaryota; Metazoa; Arthropoda; Insecta; Diptera; Tephritidae. Bases 760 to 3087 code for a protein of 775 amino acids. Gene Ontology annotation, biological process: regulation of cell cycle. The transcript is spliced from 8 exons.
ACCAAAAAAAUUUCAAAAAAUUCAAAAACGCUUAAAACGAAACUUUCAACCGAAACAAGUAAAAUUAACACUUUUUUAGCAAAGGCAACGAAAAUUUUGCAGCAAAGCAGCGACUGUGAGCCGAGUUACUGCAAGAACAAGCAACGAAAAUAGCAAAGCAAAAAUUUUUUGAGCCAAAGCUACUGCGUAGUGCCCGAAGCAAAAGCUGCUGCGCUAAAGUGUGUGACCAAAUUGUUGGUAGCAAGCAAAAGUUUGCAAAAAAUUGUGGAAACCACCAGUUUUUUUUUAUUGAAAAACUUAACUUUUUGUGUUCAAAAACACUAGUUUUGAAAACUUUUUUGUACAUUAAACGCAUUUUUCCCCACUAAACUGAAAAUUACUUACGUUUAACGUCCAUAAUUUUGAUUGCGUGCAUUCUACGAGUCCCUCUUGACAUACCUACAUACAUACAUUCCAUAAGUUUUAAGAAAGUAGUAGAAGUUUAGUCUACAAAAGACUGGCGCUGUGUAAAGACUUGGUGUAAGAAGCGCAAAAACCGCCACAAGCAGCUAUUGAAGAGUUUUAGAGUACGCAUUUGGUUACAAAAACAAAAAACGUAGAAGAAGAAGCAGCAGUCGAAGCAUUUCAAGUGCAAAUUACUAUCAAACCACACAUACAUACCUACAUACACCCCUAUAUAUAUAUACAACACAUACAAUUGUUGUAGACAAAGUACACCUUUGAAAGUUGAAAGACACCUUUAACUGCCGUCACUGCCUAAUGGCAAGUUCGCUUAAUAAAACGAGACACAGGCGCAGAUUGACUGCGAUCUCGUUUCUAUCGAAUAUUUCAUUAGAUGGCACACAUCGGGAUACUAAAUUUGGAGCAACAAUUGGCAUUUGUGGCAACGCAGCUACAACCUAUAACGCAACGGCAGCGGGACUACAAAGUGGCGCAACAACGAUUGGAGGCGGCGGCAUCGGUAUCGGCGGUGGUGGUGGCGGCAACGGCAACGGCGGCAGCAACAAGCACCAGCAGCAGCAGCAGCAACAACAAUAUUUCAACUACAACCGCAAUAAUCAACGUUAUACCCAACGACAACAACAACAACAACACCAUCAACAUCAACACUAUUAUCAGCAUCAACAACAUCAUCACGCAAAUGGCGGCUGCAAUAUUGGCAAUGGCAAUGCCGGCAGCGGUGGAGGUGGCUCCAACAUGCGUGCACCAUCGGCGGCUAUGUUCCUCGCCACGUGCGGCGAUGAUGCGCAUAUGGAGUACAUUGGCGGCGGUGGUGGUGAUGGCACUGGCAGUGAUGGCUGUGCCGAUAGUACCGGCAGCGCCGAUGGUGAUGGGCAUUUUAGUGAAAUUGAAAAUAUGGGUCAACACUUGAUAAAUGCACGGCAGCGUAACGCCGCAUAUAAGGGCGAUGGUGGCAUUAAAGCAACAGCAGCAGCAGCAGCAGCAGCAGCAACAAUCGCAGCUAAGUCCGCAAUGGCUGGUGGCAACUCCGGUGACUAUGACGUCUGCGGCGGCGGCGGUGGCGGUUCUGCAUCUGCACCAGAGAAGCGCAAUGCUAAGCGUCCUACGUCGAGUGGUCGACAACAGGGCAGCAAUCAUCAACAUCAUCACGGCAAUUGCAAACCGAAUACGAAGCAACAGGGCACAAUGGGCAUUGCUAGUAAGCAACAGUUGGCCGGCGGUAGUGGCGGUUCGGGCGCUGAAAGUGGCAGUGAUUCGGAUAGCGUCAAAAUACCAAUGAAAGUUUCCAGCUUGGGUGCCGGCAUACUAAUGCCACUGCGUGAAAGAACCUUCAGCAAUGGCGCCAAUGAUGCCGGUAUUUUACCAGAACGUCGUGCCCGCCUCAAUACGGCUCCGGGUAUGCGCAUCGGCAGUGCUGGCGGUAAACGACCGUGCAAUAUAAUCCACGGUUCCACACACAUAACCGAUGACAGUAGUACGGAGAGUUUGACGCCCGGUAGUUUUCCGGGCAGUUUUACUGGACGUGGCAGUAUCAGUAAGAGUGUACAGAUUAGCGAUGCUAAGGAUUUACGUUUCCUCAGUACACAAGCGCACAAACAGCAUCAAUACAAGGAUGAACGUGUGGUGUUGAUGUCGCGAAAAGUGCCAUUCUUUAUAUUCUCGGCAUUGCCAUACUACAAGGGUAAAAAUGGCAGAGCCGAACUACGCAAAGAGGGUCGCCGACGCAAUCCCUCUGGUUCGCGUCCUCUCUCAGCAAUCAACGAUGCACCCUUCGAUCCAUUCGAUUUAUUGGGUAUCGAAAAGGGUGAAAGCGGACAGGAAAUCUCCUAUGGCCAUUUACUUAUACCCACACGCCAUUAUGGCAAGGAGAGUAAAAGCAAACAUGGCUCUGGCAAUACAGCUAAUACAUCAACGUUGGAUAGUCAAAUGGAAAUUACAAGUACAGCAGCACUUAAAAAUCAUGGCAUAGCCAGGUGCUUCACUUAUGACAAUAAUAAUCGUAAUAGCGCCGCAAGUCCUACACCAGAUCUCAAAUUGGAUUUAGAUGAUAACCUUUUGUUGAAUCCUGAUGGCGCACGCGGCAUGCAGUUCCAAUAUUCAGCAAACAUUUUGGAUGAUCCCGAAUUGAUUGCGGGCAAACAUCGCACUCUGCUCACAUUCACUUCGUAUAUGACAUCGGUGAUCGAUUAUGUGCGUCCAUCGGAUUUGAAGAAGGAAUUGAAUGAUAAAUUCCGUGAGAAAUUUCCACAUAUCCAAUUGACGCUAAGCAAAUUAAGAAGCAUCAAGCGUGAAAUGCGUCGCAUCAACAAAUUGGAUAGUCGCAUUGAUUUGGUCACCAUUUCACAGGCCUACGUCUACUUUGAGAAACUAAUUUUGGGCAAUUUGAUUAACAAGAGUAAUCGUAAGCUUUGUGCUGGUGCUUGUAUGCUACUAAGCGCCAAAAUGAAUGAUGUCAAAGGUGAAUCACUGAAGAGUUUAAUUGAGAAAACUGAAAAUGUCUUUCGCGUCAAUCGCAAAGAGUUGAUCGCUUCAGAAUUCGCUGUACUUGUGGCAUUGGAGUUCAGUUUGCAUGUACCCAUGCACGAGGUGUUGCCACACUAUCAACGCUUGCUCUACGAAUCCUAG